AUGGUUGGCUUUUCCUCUCCUUCUUCGACGUCGUGUUCUUCGUAUUCCUAUCGUAAUCACGGACAUCCUCAUCCACCUCAUCAACAACAAAGAAGAAGAAGAAGAAGAAGUGGUGCCACGAAGACGACGACGCGCGGCGCUUUGCGAAGCUCGUCGUCAUCCUCAUCCUCAUCAGACUCGAAUAAUACGAACAACAACAACAACAACAACAACAACGGGGACAUGCCAUCCUCCUCCUCAUCGUCAUCGAGAGCGAGCUCGUCCUCGUCCUCGUCAUUCAGCGGCGUGAAAAGUAAUACAAAUAAUAGUAAUAGUAAUUUGGUGUUGUUGCAAAGGAUAUCCACUAAAGUGGCUGCAAUGAGCGCGGCGGUAGCUGUGGCUGUUGCGUCUGCAUCCGGAGCGCCUUCUCCGUAUUCUUUUUUGAACUCCUGGAAUUCUGCGGCAACAUCACCAACAAUAACUAGUAAUACACUUGCAAAAGGUCUGGUCGCGUACGCCGAGGAAGAGGAGGAGGAGCGGGAUACCGCGAGCGAUGUCGGGAAAAGUAACCCGAAAAAGACCUCUGUUGGUGAUAAUGAUAACGAGCAGCUUUCACCAGACGCUCUAGUCGUCGAUGAAGUUUGGCAACUCGUCAGCGAUACGUUCCUUCCCGUGAGAAACGAUAUUUCCGUAGGUUUCGACCGAGAGGCGUGGAACGCCUUGCGCGAAGAGAGCGUUGUAAAAAAUCCACCGAAAUCGAGACAAGAGGCGUACGAAUACGUAAGAGGAAUGCUUUCGACGUUGAACGACCCGUUUACGAGGUUUGUUGCGCCGAAAGAUUUUCAGGAGCUCUUGAAGUACGAUAUUUCUGGCGUCGGAUUGAACAUUGCGGAGAUGCCUGACAAUACGAGCGAAGUUGGCGUACUCGGAUUGGUGGCUGAAAGUGCGGGCGCAAAAGCGGGAAUAAAGCAAGGCGACGUUAUUUUAUCCGUCGAUGGCGUCGAUGUGAACGGCAUGAGUGCAUUUCAAGUCACGAGCAUGAUUCAAGGCGAAGGAAACACGACGGUGGAUUUGAAAGUCCGACGAGGUGAGAAAGAUGGAGAGGAAAAGUUGUUCGCGUUGAAGCGAGCGGCUGGGCCUAAGAACCCGGUGAAGUCACGAUUAGAAGGAAAGUCCACCGGGUACAUUCGUUUGACUGAGUUCAACGCGCUCGCAGAGAAGGACGUCGCAGAAUCCAUAGAAGAGUUGCGUGGUAUAGGAGCAAAGGAGUUUAUACUAGAUUUAAGAGAUAAUCCUGGAGGAUUAGUUCAAGCUGGCGUUGAGAUUGCAAAGUUGUUUCUACCGCAAGACGCUACGAUUGCGUAUACGGAAGGGCGAGUCGUCGCCGGUGGCGUGAAAGAGGAUACAGAUGUCGACGCGACGGUAAAUGCGCGUUUGGGCCUUCAGAACGCAGGAGGCGCCGACGCGGCACCGACUAAAUUAAAGAGAGUAGGGGAUAUUUCGUCGUUCUCAUCGAGCGACAAAGAAAAUAGUGAUGCAGUAAGUAACAAACAAAAAGUUACCGAACCGCUUGUAGUUCUAGUGAACUCGAGGUCGGCGUCGGCGAGUGAGAUUUUGACCGGUUCGUUGAAAGAUAACUGUCGCGCCACGGUGGUUGGUUCCAAAACGUACGGCAAAGGGUUGAUACAAUCCGUAUACGAGCUGAGCGAUGGUAGUGGUGUCGUGUUAACCGUCGGGCGAUACGUGACGCCUAAGUUUGUGGACAUCGACAGAACCGGCAUAACGCCUGAUUUUGCAAUGUUCCCGGGCUUUGAAGUUUCCAAGAAAAGUUUGGAUGCGUGCGAGUUGCCAAAACGUUGA
Bathycoccus prasinos is the source of this 1839-nucleotide messenger RNA. RefSeq lists its product with no specific name. NCBI's taxonomy places the organism in Eukaryota, Viridiplantae, Chlorophyta, Mamiellophyceae, Mamiellales, Bathycoccaceae. The record is from RefSeq and is a predicted model, not a curated record. The transcript has a single exon. Gene Ontology annotation, molecular function: protein binding; serine-type peptidase activity; endopeptidase activity. Gene Ontology annotation, biological process: proteolysis. Bases 1 to 1839 code for a protein of 612 amino acids.